This is a messenger RNA of Cydia strobilella, 1994 nucleotides long. RefSeq lists its product as uncharacterized. Lineage: Eukaryota; Metazoa; Arthropoda; Insecta; Lepidoptera; Tortricidae. Bases 243 to 740 code for a protein of 165 amino acids. Gene Ontology annotation, molecular function: DNA binding. The record is from RefSeq and is a predicted model, not a curated record. The transcript is spliced from 2 exons.
GCUGAACAAAGGAAGGAUCUAGAUAAUUAGGUGCGGACAAAAAUAGUCUGUGCGUAGUCGGGCCCUGGCCAGAUGACGUCACGGCCAGGGCCGGCGGCGGGGCAAGACGGGCCCCGCGCCAGUGCCGCGCGCGCCGCCCGCCUGGUCGCACGUACCGCUGCAGCCACCCAGCGCCAGUCUCGCCCACCACUCCACCCCCCCUGCCGGCUGCCUACGCGCUUCCGAAAAAACAUACGAGUGAAAUGGUGAGGAAAUACGAAAGAAUGAGCGGCCGCCAGUCUUGGAACGAAGCCGACAUGGCGAGGGCUGUAGCAGCUGUAGUUUCAGGGAAGAUGGGGUACAAACUGGCCGCCAGGACGUUCCACAUACCGCGCUCGACCCUACAGCGGCGCGCCAGCAAGAUACGGUAUCAGCAGCCCGACGAUCCCAAGCCCAUCAUGGGCCACUACAGGCGCGUUUUCACGGAAAGCCAAGAGAAAGAUUUAGUCGGCUACAUCAAGAGUAUGGAGCAGUACUUCAUGGGCGUAUCUCGCCGAGACAUCAGGGAGCUGGCGUACCAAUAUGCUGAAGACAACCACUUGAAUCAUCCCUUCGAUACCAACUCGAGAAUGGCCGGCGAGGACUGGGUCAGGAAUUUCCUUAAAAGGAAUCCCGAGCUGAUGCACAAAUCGGAAAAAGACUUUGAGUUGGAGCCGGUGAACUUCGACCAAUUCUAUCACUUCAUGGUUCAGUUCUCAUGAUUAGUGGUUCACGGUAGCAUUAUUCCUGUACAAUAGAAAGACCUUGUCUGAAAAACUGUAAACUAUAAGAAACCUCAAGGUAAAACGGCAAGUAACGUCACUUGCCGCUCAAAACAAUUUAUAGUGCCAUGGCCUCUUUUCACAAGAAAUGCAAGCACUGCAAACCAUGGCCAAAGAUUUGACUAUUGAAUAAGACCAAGAGGGGAGUUUAUAAAAAUCUAUUUUUAAAUUAAAUGUAGGGAACAAAUUAACAAAGCUCAAAAAUAGAGGAAAGUUUUACAAGAUACCUAUACCUAUAUUUAACAAAGCUGUGUUGUUAGACAUUUGUUUUUAAUGCUAUGAUUGUACUUAUCGUUUUUAUGGAAUCAAACCAUCCGUUAAUUCUUAAUUUAUAGUUUAAAAUUCUGUUAUUUAAUAGUAAAUUUUAUCUUGCUAAAUUAAGGGCUGUGAUAAUAAGAGAAAUGUAUAUUUGUGGAACAUAUCAAGAUAUAGAGGUGUUGUAUAGGUUUAGAAGGGAUAAUGGAACGGGAAAGGACUUUUGAAAAUCUCAUAUGCCAAGCAUGAGGUAAUUAUAUAGAUAAGGAUCCAGCGAACCAUUAAGGAAAGCUAGUUAAGUUAUCAAAUAUCGUAAAUGUUGGAAUGAGAAAGUAGAUUAUUUAAACGAACUUUUUAUUAUAUCGGAUUAUAUUAACAGCUCUUAGUCGAAGAUUAUUUUGUCCGGGCAAUGCGGAAUGGAAGAGAAAUCAAGCGCGUGAAAUAAAAAAAAUCUGUAUAAUAUUUUAACCCAAGUGAAAUAUUGUUCCUCAUAAAUAUCUUGAUUGUAUCAUAGCUCGUUCGUUGAAUCCAAAUACACGCGCAGCCGCAGACUCCGGCGCAGGUAUCGACUAAUGUGAUAAUCGGUGAUUGGUAAUAUUAGUGGAAAAAAGAUAAUUACAGAUCAGACUAACUUCUUGAACAGUGUUCUUUAAAUUAAAAACGAAAUAUUUAUUCUAUAAUUAUAAGACAUUAAGUACCUUAUAUUUUUGUCGUUACCUGAUUUGUUUUGAUCUCUUAAGUUAGUUUAGGCUCUAGAUUAUUUAUUUAGCCUCAAAAAUUUUACAUUUGUUUAAGAGGUUUAUUAUGGGACCGCAGUCACCUACCUACAUAUGUAUGCCAAUGCCAAACCUGUUGAUGAUUUGAGAUUUAUUUUAAUUUAAUUCUUAAGUACUUAUUUAAUAUUAGAGUAACUACGUUCAAUAAAUAUUUUAAACUUUA